Ictalurus punctatus (channel catfish) is the source of this 3422-nucleotide messenger RNA. It is a transcript of the gene nolc1, whose product is annotated as nucleolar and coiled-body phosphoprotein 1. Bases 47 to 2761 code for a protein of 904 amino acids. The transcript has 14 exons. NCBI's taxonomy places the organism in Eukaryota, Metazoa, Chordata, Actinopteri, Siluriformes, Ictaluridae. Gene Ontology annotation, cellular component: nucleolus; nucleoplasm. Gene Ontology annotation, molecular function: protein binding. The record is from RefSeq and is a predicted model, not a curated record.
UGACACGAGUUCAGUCGGCUGCGUCGCGUGUAGCAGUGCAGUGAAGAUGGCGGCGGGUAGCUCGGUGCCCAGUGAUCUCUACCAACACGUUUAUACGUUUCUUUUAGAGAACAAGUUCACCAAAGCCGCCAAUGAAUUUAUAAAGCAAGCUAAAGUCAAACCUCAGGACCAAAAUGAGGAAGGGCUCCUUGAUAUCUUCAGUUUUUGGGUUAAGUCUCGGGAGGCUACAAAACGGAAAGCGGCCCCCGGAGGUCCUGAGGUUAAUGGACCGAGUGCAAAGAAAGCAAAGCAGGACGAGAGUUCCAGUGAAGAGGAGUCGAGCAGCGAUGAGGAGGAUGCGGCACCUGUCCAGAAAACACCUCAGGCAGCUGGGGCACCGGUGAAGAAGGCUGCGGCACCGGUGAAGAAGGCUGUGGCACAGGUGACGAAGGUGGCGGCGGCACCGGCGAAGAAGGCGGCGGCGUCCAGCAGCAGCGAAGAUUCCAGUGACUCUGAGGAUGAAGCCACCACUAAAGCCCCAGUAAAAAAGGUCCCAGCUGUGAAGCCUGCACCAGCAGCUAGGAAGAAGGACACCAGCUCCAGCAGUGAGGAGUCUGACUCGGAGGAAGAAUCAGCCAGACCUGCAGCCACAGGAGCCAAGCCGACGACCGUGACCCCUAAAGCCACGGCCGCUCCUAAAGCCCCAGCUCAGAAGAAGCAGGAGAGCAGCAGUGAGGAAAGCUCAAGUUCCUCUGAAGACGAGGCUCCAGCAAAGCCAGUAGUAAAAGCUCCUGCCCCGGUGAAGGCUCCAGCUCCGGCCAAUGCGAGCAGCAGCAGUGACGAGUCUUCAGAUGAGGAACAAAAGGCUCCACCCAGUAAGAAGCCCAAAGCAGGUGCAUACAGUGCGGUACCGCCACCUGCAGCUCAGAGGGCCCCUGCUCCAGCAGCUAAACAAGAUUCAUCUGACAGCAGUGAAGACAGUAGUGAUGAGGAGGAAGAAAAGAAAGCCCCUGCCCAUACAAAGGCUGCGACUCCUAAACCUGCGACUCCUAAACCUGCGACUCCUAAACCUGCGACUCCUAAACCUGCGACUCCUAAACCUGCAGCCAAGAAUGAUGAAUCCAGUUCAGACAGUUCUGAUUCAAGCUCAGAGGAUGAAGCAGAGAAGCCAGCUGCCAAAGCUGCUCCACUUAAAGCAACUCCCGCUAAGGCCCCAGCAGGUCCCACUAAGAAAGCGGCAGCUCCUGCUGAAGAUGACUCCUCAUCAUCAAGCUCAGAGGAUGACGACGAGGAGGCAAACAAGCCGGCCAUCAAAGCAAAGGCCACUCCUGCAGCAAAGGCCACUCCUGCAGCAAAGGCCACUCCUGCAGCAAAGGCCACUCCUGCAGCAAAGGCCACUCCUGCAGCAAAGGCCACUCCUGCAGCAAAGGCCACUCCUGCAGCAAAGGCCACUCCUGCAGCAAAGGCCACUCCUGCAGCAAAGGCCACCAAAGAGUCGUCCUCUUCCAGUUCGGAGGAGUCUGAUGAUGAGGAUGAUAAAGCCAAACCAGCUGCUAAAGCUGUCCCAGUUAAGACUCCUCCAGCAAAGGCUGCACCUGCAAAGAAAGCUGUGUCCUCAAGCUCAGACUCCGAUAGCUCAGAAGAUGAGGCUCCUGCCAAACCUGCAGCCCAACCAGCAACACCGAAAACCACCCCUAAACCAGUGGCCACACCGAAAGCCACACCGAAAACUGCAGUCACACCCAAGACUCCGUCCAAGCCUGCCGAGAGCAGCUCAGACUCGGACAGCGACAGCUCCGACUCGGAAGAUGAGACCCCAGCAAGUAAGACUGCUAAACCCGUGAGCUCCACCCCUACGUCUAAAGCCACACCCGCAGCAUCUAAAGCCACACCCACAGCAUCUAAAGCCACACCCACAGCAUCUAAAGCCACACCCACAGCGUCUAAACCCGCAGCUGAGUCCAGCAGCAGUGGCUCUGAAAGUUCCAGUGAGGAGGAUGAGGGGACUAAAGGGAAACCUGCUGCCACCUCUAAGCCUGCUGUAACUCCAGCAAGCACCAAAAAGGCUGAGAGCAGCAGCUCAGACUCUUCCGACAGCUCUGAUUCAGAGGCUGAAGCUCCCAAAACGACACCGGCCAAACCUGCCGUGACGAAGAGGAAAACAGAAGCUCCCAAAACCCCUGCCUCUACAGCAAAGAAACCCAUCUCGAAGGCCGCAGAGUCGUCGUCCUCUAGUGAAGACAGCUCUGAUGACGAAGAGGAGACAACAAAGGCACCAGUAAAAACCACACCUGCUGCGAAAAGCACACCAACUGCUGCAGCAAAGCCAAAGCCUGAGAGCAGCUCGUCUGAGAGCUCUUCAUCCGAGGACGAGGUGAAAACUCCCAAGACCCCUACCGCUGCUCCUGCAAAUGGCACUGGGGGCAAAACAAAGAGGACUGCGGAAGACAUGGAGGACGAGGAAGCUUCACUGAAAACACCCAAAAACAAAAAGCUUGCUAACGUCACGCCUCAUUCCUUCCCCAAGGCCAAACAGAAGAAUGGCACUACUCCUUUCCGUAGAAUAAGAGACGAGGAGAUUGAGGUAGACCCGCGCCUGGCAGACAAUUCCUUCAAAGCCAAGUUGGGAGCGACUGGGGAUUGGGGCGAAAAGGCCAACGAGGUGCUGAAGUACACCAAAGGCAAGUCCUUCAGACACGAAAAGACAAAAAAGAAGCGCGGCAGCUACAGGGGAGGCGCCAUCUCUACCACGGUCAACUCCAUCAAAUUUGACAGUGACUAAGAGCUGAACUCACAAGCACCAUGUUUCCUUUAUCUACCUGGACUCAUUUCUCUGUCUGACACUGUGGUGUCAUAUUGUAGGAUCUGGCAACCCAGACCACUGCAGCAUUAGUGCUGUACUCAGGUCGUUGUUAAUAACCAGCCCAUAAAGCCUUGAGCAGAGACACGGCCAUGUCAGUUGCAGUUUCUUUUCUUAGCCACUAGGUGGUGACCUCAUUUCGCUAAUAUGUUUUCGGUUAUACUUUUAUUUCCUCUAUUUUUCUCUUUGUCAGAAUUGUAUUGUGUCAAAGGCCUAGAAUUUGUUUGGAAUUAGUUUUUUUGUAUUGAGCAAAUGAAGUGGUUAUACUCAAUUUCUCCUUCUGGACAUUUAAAUGAAUGAAUGGUUUCUUUUUAUCUCUGUUAGACCUUGAUAUUGAAUGGUGUGAAGGUUGCUUAGUGAAGCUACGUGGUUCUAUGUUAAUUAUAAUCGGACUAGAUGUGUGGCAACGUGUGUGUGCACAUCGUCCCAUGUGAAUACGAAGCCAUUAUUAACAGCACUAGCAUUGUUCAUACUGUGGCAAUUUUAGUGUUUUUGGUUCUUCUUUAACUGGCGCAACAGAUUCGUCCUAUUCGUUCAUGUAUUGAUGAGGGAGUUUUGUAAUUAAAACCUGACUGACUCUUAA